Molecule: messenger RNA, 495 nt
Organism: Drosophila innubila
Lineage: Eukaryota; Metazoa; Arthropoda; Insecta; Diptera; Drosophilidae
Exons: 2
Coding region: 103-432 (109 amino acids)
Source: RefSeq, a predicted model, not a curated record
GUGCUAUUUUACGUUGAUGUGAGUGGGGGAACGACUUGCAAAUGCUCCUCUUUCAUAUGAUGCUAAGUUUCCGAUGCUACUCCCUAAAAGCUCGCAAUUGUCAUGCUGGCCCGAGAGCGCUCGUUCGUCGGCCGUCGAGGAGUCCCGCAGACCGUCCAUUGCGACAACGCCACGAACUUCGUCGGAGCAAGUCGGGAUUUGCGGACUCAGGCAGGUGUGAAGUCCGCAAAGCACCUACUUCUACGGACGGUAGGCAGCCUGCUGUUGACGUCAGAAGAGCUGCAAACGAUGCUGGUCACGGUGAAGGCCGUGCUCAAUUCGAGGCCAAUCGGAGCUCUCAGCGACGACCCCAGCGACGGAGUGGCGCCAACUCCGGGCCUCCUGCUAGUUGGAAGAAACACUAGCAGCAGAGCGCGCCCCGGACCAGCUUAAAUUGAUGGCGAGCUGUCUCGUCGCUCAAGAAAAAGUUCUGGCGGCGAUGGUCCAAUGAGUAUG